ACGAUUUCAGAGCAGAAGGAGCACUUGUGAUGAAUUACCAGCACAUUUUGGCCUUGCUCUUUGCAGUACGUGAGAUUAAUGAAGACCCUCAGCUCCUACCCAACACUACUUUAGGUUUCCACAUCUAUAGCAGUGAUUACAGUGAAAAAUUGAUCUAUCAGUCCACAAUGUUUUUAAUGUACACAUUUGAGAGAUUUUUCCCAAACUACAAGUGUGGUGUGCGAAACACAUUGGCUGCUGUAAUAGGAGGGCUGGAUUCAAUUAUUUCCUUUGAUAUGGCAAACAUCUUGGAUCUCUAUAAGGUAGCCCAGCUGACAUAUAGUCCUGCUGAAAUGAUGAAGGAUAAAACCCCAGGCCUUCCCUUCUACCAGAUGGUCCCUUCUGAAGCCCUUCAGAAUGAAGGUCUCCUCUCUUUACUUCUGCACUUUGGGUGGACCUGGAUUGGGCUUAUUGUAAUGGGCACUGAAAACGGAGAAAGAUUUGUGCAAACUGUGGUUCCAAUGUUUUAUCAGAAAGGUGUCUGCUUUGACUUCAUCAAAAGAAUCCCUACGCCAGAUUUUGCUGGUAACUUCCCUGACCUCCUGGAAGAAGGGCAGAAAAUCUAUGAUAAAAUUAUGGGAAGCACAGCCACAGUAAUAUUGGCCUAUGGAGAAUCUUACUCCUUCGCAACUUUCAGAUAUUUGUCCUAUGUAUCUGAUACAGAUGUGACAAAGAAAUCAAAGGGGAAAGUGUGGAUAAUUACAGCCCAAGUGGAACUCAGUUCAUACGUCUUCCAAAGAGAUUGGGAUGAAGAAAUAUUCCAUGGCGCUCUUGCUUUCAGGUUUCACUCCAGUCAUUUAUCAGGAUUCGAACAGUUUAUUCAAGACAGAAACCCUUUCAGCGCUACGGGAGAUGGUUUUAUCAAGGAUUUCUGGCAACAGGCCUUUGCUUGUUCCUUUCUAGACACUGAUCUGGGUGAGGAGGAGAGUCAUCUGUGCACAGGGGAAGAGAAACUGGAAGAUCUUCCUAUCCCGUACUUUGACACGAGCAUGACUGGCCACAGUUAUAGUAUCUACAAUGCUGUUCAUGCUGUUGCACAUGCUUUGCACGCCAUGUCCUCCUCUAAAUUGCAACAGAGAGCAUUUUUUAAUGGAGAGAAGCUGAAACAUAGGACUCAUCCCUUUCUGCAGCUCCAUCCCUUUCUCAGAGGUGUAUCAUUUAACAACAGUGUUGGAGACAAGAUUUCUUUUGACCAGCAUGGGAAGUUAGUUUCUGGGUAUGAUAUUAUCAAUAUGGUGACCCUGAGGAAGCCCAAUGUAAAAGUGGGAAGUGUGGAUCCUCAUGCACCUCUUGACCAAAGAUUCACCAUCAAUGGAACUGCCCUCAUAUGGAAUAGCUGGUUCAAUGAGACACAGCCCCUUUCUUUAUGCACAGAGAGAUGUCACCCAGGUUCUAGCAAGCAAGUAAAGGAGGGGAAGCCAUUUUGCUGCUACAAUUGCAUCACUUGCCCAGAUGGGAAGAUUUCUGAUCAGGCAGACCUGAAUGACUGUAACAGCUGCCCAGAUGAAAAGUACCCAAGCACGAAACGAGAUUCCUGUAUUCCAAAGGAGAUACAUUUUUUGUCUUAUGAGGAACCUUUGAGUGUUGGUUUAGCCUGUUUCUCUCUUUCCUUUUGUUUGAUCACAGCGCUGGUGUUGAGAACAUUUAUACAGCACCACAACACUCCCAUUGUCAAAGCCAACAACCGGAGCCUCUCCUACACUCUUCUCUUCUCCCUCCUCCUCUGCUUCCUUUCUGCACUGCUAUUCAUUGGGCAGCCUCGGAAAACGGUCUGUCUCCUCCGACAAACUGCUUUUGGCAUCGUCUUCUCCGUGGCUAUCUCUUGUGUGUUGGCCAAAACCAUCACCGUAGUUCUGGCCUUUGUAGCCACGAAACCAGGAUCCCAAGUGAGAAAAUGGAUGGGGAAACAUGUAGCCAAUUCUAUUGUUUCUUUCUCUUCCUUUAUUCAAAUAAGCAUUUGCACGGUGUGGGUGACAACAUCUCCUCCCUUCUCGGAUGUUGAUAUGCACUCAUUGCCGGGAGUAAUUGUCCUGCAAUGUAAUGAGGGGUCUGUUCUAAUGUUCUACACUGUGCUGGGUUAUAUGGGCUUCCUGGCCAUUGUCAGUUUCACCGUCGCCUUCUUUGCCAGGAAGUUGCCAGACAGUUUCAACGAAGCCAAAUUCAUCACUUUCAGCAUGUUGGUGUUUUGUAGUGUUUGGCUAUCCUUUGUGCCAGCUUACAUAAGCACCAAAGGGAAAUCCGUUGUGGUUGUGGAGAUCUUCUCUAUCUUAGCUUCCAGCGCCGGUCUACUGGUUUGCAUUUUUUCUCCAAAAUGUUACCUUAUUCUUUUGAGGCCUGAGCUGAACAACAAGGAGCAGUUAAUAAGAAGAAGGUUUGAUGAAAAGACCUUUACAGUCUCCACCUCACUUGUACUUUUCUAA
This is a messenger RNA of Pogona vitticeps (central bearded dragon), 2459 nucleotides long. The record is from RefSeq and is a predicted model, not a curated record. Lineage: Eukaryota; Metazoa; Chordata; Lepidosauria; Squamata; Agamidae.